AUGAAGAUUCCAUUUGUGGAACCUGCCAUUUGCUUUAGUGUAUUUGCUAUGACUUUGAUUGCUCCACUGACAACACAAUAUGUGUACAGGAGAAUAUGGGAGGAAACAGGCAACUACAGCAUUGCACCCGAUAGCAAUGUUUCUGAGUGUGCAAAAAACAAAAGCAGCCCAAUUUUCACAUUCCAGGAGGAAGUUCAGAAAAAAGUGUCUCUUUUUAAUCUGCAGAUGGACAUAAGUGGGUUAAUUCCUGGUCUCGUGUCUACAUUCAUGCUUCUGUCUCAUAGUGACCACGGAGGACGAAAAUUCCCCUUGAUUUUGUCUUCUGCUGGUGCUCUUGCGAACAGUGCUUGGCUCUGUUUGCUUUCCUAUUUUGCCCUUCCAAUCCAGCUUUUGAUUGCAUCUACCUUUUUGGGUGCACUUUGUGGCAAUUACACCACACUUCUGGGAGCCUCUUUUGCCUACAUAGUUGAUCAAUGUAAAGAAAAGAAACAAAGAACAAUUCGAAUAGCUAUAAUUGACUUCCUGCUUGGAAUUGUCACUGGAUUGACAGGAUUGUCUUCUGGCUAUUUUAUUAGAGAACUAGGUUUUGUGUGGUCGUUUUUAAUUGCUACUAUGUCUCUUACUGUUAACUUGAUUUAUAUUUUAUUCUUUCUUGAGGAUUCGAUGAAAGAGCCUUCAUCUCAGAAUGUUUCUAUAUCAUGGACUGAAGGCUUUAAAAACUUAUUUUACCGAACUUACAUGCUUUUUAAAAAUAAUUCUGGUGAGCAACGGUCUUUGCUCUGUUUGUUGCUUUUUACAAUGAUCACUUAUUUUUUCGUGACAGUUGGCAUUUCCCCCAUUUUUAUCCUUUAUGAAUUGGAUUCACCACUCUGCUGGGAUGAAGUUUUAAUAGGUUAUGGAUCAGCUUUGGGUAGUGUCUCUUUUUUCAGCAGUUUCCUAGGAAUAUGGCUUUUUUCUUAUUGUAUGGAAGAUAUUCACAUGGCCUUCAUUGGAAUUUUUACCACCAUGGUAGGAAUGGCUAUGAUUGCUUUUGCCAGAACAACACUGAUGAUGUUUCUAGUCAGGCUGCCAUUCCUUUUCACUGUUGUGCCACUGUCUGUUCUACGGUCCAUGAUAUCAAAAGUGGUUCGUUCUACUGAACAAGGCACCAUGUUCGCUUGUCUCGCUUUCUUAGAAACACUUGGCGGAAUCACUGCAGUUUCUACUUUCAAUGGAAUUUAUUCAGCCACCGUUGCUUGGUACAAAGGCUUCGUCUUUCUGCUCUCCGCUGUUUUAUUACUAAUUCCAGCCAUCAGUCUAUGUGCUGUCAAGUGCAUCAACAGGAAUGCGGGAAGCUAUGUCCUUCUUAUACAAGAAGAAUCCAGUGAAGACACUUCAGACAGAUGAUCAAUUGUGAAUAAAAAAAA
This is a messenger RNA of Lipotes vexillifer (Yangtze River dolphin), 1406 nucleotides long. RefSeq names its product solute carrier family 46 member 3 (gene SLC46A3). Gene Ontology annotation, biological process: vacuolar transmembrane transport. The record is from RefSeq and is a predicted model, not a curated record. NCBI's taxonomy places the organism in Eukaryota, Metazoa, Chordata, Mammalia, Artiodactyla, Lipotidae. Gene Ontology annotation, cellular component: lysosomal membrane. The transcript has 5 exons. Bases 1 to 1386 code for a protein of 461 amino acids. Gene Ontology annotation, molecular function: transmembrane transporter activity.